Molecule: messenger RNA, 273 nt
Organism: Funneliformis geosporum
Lineage: Eukaryota; Fungi; Glomeromycota; Glomeromycetes; Glomerales; Glomeraceae
Source: the annotation of a GenBank genome assembly
AUUACUCCAUCUGAAAAUAAUAAAUACGUCCUUAGAAAUGCCCAGACAGGUAGCGUACUGUCUGUGUUUGGAACCAAAUAUCCUAUACUAGAUCACGAAGAAAUUACCAUUCCGAUUAUUAGGCGAGCAGCUCCACACAUUGAAAAUGAAAAACUAAUUAAUUUGAAUGAAACCGAUAAUCUUUGUAAGGUCAUGUAUAUAGCUCCUACUAAAGCUCUUACCGCCGAAAUUGUAAAAAAACUUGGCGAUCGAUUAAAGUGGCUUGAUGUGAAG